AUGACUCGAUUGACCGCCGACAACAUCAACCAGCACGUGGUUGCGGCCAAGUACGCCGUCCGCGGUGAGCUGGCUGUCAAGUCCGAGGAGUACCGCGCCAAGAUCGCCGCGGGCGACGCCGCCGACCUGCCUUUCAACCAGGUCAUCUCGGCCAACAUCGGCAACCCCCAGCAGCUCGACCAGAAGCCCAUCACCUUCUUCCGCCAGGUCGCCAGUCUCCUCGAGAACCCCCAGCUCCUCGAGAAGGAGGAUGCCCUCGUCAACGCCCUCGGCUACAAGACCGAUGUCAUUGAGCGCGCCAAGUUCCUGCUCAGCAAGAUCGGCUCUGUCGGUGCCUACUCCGCCAGCACCGGUGUCCCUGCCAUCCGUGACAGCGUUGCCCAGUUCCUUGAGCGUCGCGAUGGCUUCCCCGCGGACCCCUCCAAGAUCUACCUUUCCGCCGGUGCCUCAUCCGGUGUGAACACUCUCCUCCACGUCAUCUGCGCUGCUCCCAACACCGGCAUCCUCAUCCCUAUCCCCCAGUACCCUCUCUACACUGCCACCCUCUCCCUCCUCAACGCCACCUGCGUCCCCUACCUCCUCGACGAGGCCAAGAACUGGGGCACCGAUCUCGAGACUAUUCGCGCCUCGUACGAGAAGGCCGAGGCCGACGGCGUUGACGUCCGAUGCAUCGUCAUUAUCAACCCCGGCAACCCCACCGGCGCCUCUCUCCCCGAAGAGGACAUCCGCGCCGUCCUUGACUUCGCCGCCCAGAAGAACCUUGUCGUCAUGGCCGAUGAGGUCUACCAGACCAACGUCUUCGUUGGCAAGUUCCACAGCUUCAAGGCCGUCCUCCGCCGCAUGCAGCAGGAGAACCCUGGCAAGUACGACGGCGUCGAGCUCGCCUCCCUCCACAGUGUUUCCAAGGGUAUGGUCGGCGAGUGCGGUCACCGCGGUGGCUACUUUGAGCUCUGCGGCUUUGACGCCGAGGUCGAGGCCAACAUCUACAAGUUUGUCUCUAUCAUGCUCUGCGCCCCAGUCAUUGGCCAGUGCAUCGUUGAGCUCAUGGUGAACCCCCCCAAGGAGGGCUCGCCUUCAUACGAGCUGUACCAGAGGGAGUACAACGGCAUCUUCGACGGUCUCCGCCAGCGCGCCACCGCCCUGCAUAAGGCUUUUGACCAGAUGGAGGGCGUCGAGUGCGGUGAGCCCCAGGGCUCCAUGUACCUCUUCCCUACCAUCACGCUGCCUGCCAAGGCCCACGAGGCCGCUGCCGCUGAGGGCCGCACCGCCGACGAGUUCUACUGCAUGCGCCUCCUCGAGGCCACCGGUAUCUGCGUCGUCGCUGGCUCCGGCUUCGGCCAGAAGGAGGGCACCCUGCACUUCCGUACCACCUUCCUCGCCCCCGGCACCGAGUGGGUUGGCAGCAUCGUCAAGUUCCACAAGGAGUUCCUCGAGAAGUACCAAUAA
This is a messenger RNA of Ilyonectria robusta, 1446 nucleotides long. RefSeq names its product pyridoxal phosphate-dependent transferase. Gene Ontology annotation, biological process: biosynthetic process. Bases 1 to 1446 code for a protein of 481 amino acids. The record is from RefSeq and is a predicted model, not a curated record. NCBI's taxonomy places the organism in Eukaryota, Fungi, Ascomycota, Sordariomycetes, Hypocreales, Nectriaceae. Gene Ontology annotation, molecular function: L-alanine:2-oxoglutarate transaminase activity; pyridoxal phosphate binding. The transcript has 2 exons.